Messenger RNA from Labrus mixtus (cuckoo wrasse), 2360 nucleotides. RefSeq names its product arrestin domain-containing protein 3-like. The transcript is spliced from 6 exons. Gene Ontology annotation, biological process: protein transport. Gene Ontology annotation, cellular component: plasma membrane; cytoplasm. NCBI's taxonomy places the organism in Eukaryota, Metazoa, Chordata, Actinopteri, Labriformes, Labridae. Bases 193 to 1140 code for a protein of 315 amino acids. The record is from RefSeq and is a predicted model, not a curated record.
UUUGGUUGUUUGUUACUAAUUCUGAGCUUGUUUGACAUUUAAAGUUACGAUAAAAGACUUCGUGUCCCUUUGCAUGGACUAAAUGUACCGGGGUUGUUGUUUUUAAGCGGAACCUUGACUCUUCCAAAGAUGGACUUGAUUUAAUAAAACUUUUUUCCCCUCUAGACUACUAGUUCAACUCGGAUCUUAACGAUGUUUCAGCAGGCGAUAAAGAACUUCAACAUCCAUGUAAACCCUUUAAACGAGCGGAACACCAUUUCCAGUGGGGACCUGGUGACAGGACACAUCUCCUUCGAGCUCACAAAGGAGACGAAUCUGACGUCGAUAACGAUGGCGAUGAAAGGAAAGGCCCAUGUCCGAUGGACGACGGGAGCGGGUGGAAAACGGAGUCGAAGGCGACAGGUCUCGGCCACACUGGAAUUCUUUAACUUGAAAGGAGUCAUCUUGCAAGACAGAAGUGUUUCUAGGAUGUCAACAAAACUACAGCCUGGCACCCACAUGUAUCCGUUUACAUGUCAGCUACCACAGGGAGACUUCCCAUCCAGCUUUCAAGGGCAUAAUGGACAAAUCCAGUACACUUUGACAGUGGCCAUCAACAGGCCCUGGCACAUGUCUAAAGAGGUUGAGGCUCAGCUGAACUUUCUAAAGCACAUUGAUACCAACCAGCCAUUGCUGCGGGCUCCUCUCUCAGGCACCAACAGUAAGACAGAGGGCUGCCUCUGUUGUACCUCGGGUCCCAUCACCAUGACAGUCAGUACAGAGAAAAAAGCUUUCAUCGCAGGGGAAACGGUGAAAUUAAUUUGUGUCUUUGGCAACACUUCAUCUCGAACAGUUACUCCAAAGGUAACAUUGCUACAGAAACAGGUUUACUACACCCACGGCAGGAACAGAAGUAUAAUGCAAUUCAAAAAGUUGGUGUUUAUGAAUGGACAUCCCAUCAGAGCUCAUACCUCUAUCUUGCACAUUGAGUUCACGCUCACCAUCCCCUCUUUUGCGUCGCCCUCAAUCGCCAACUGCAGCAUCCUGGAAGUCGAACACUUCAUUCAGGUGAGCCUUAGUGCAAAGUUUUCUUCUGAUCUCAUUGUGCUGGUUCCCAUCGUCAUUUGUGACACCUUUAUAGAAGCUCAACCCCAACCUUAACCGUGUAUAAAUGUGUGGCUAAUCUUCUGUUUGACAGACAGACAGACAGACACUGUUUUACGUUUUCAGUCUGACUUGUAACUGGAAGACCUUUAUUUUACAGUUUUUGUUAAGCAGGAUCAUUGCCACUAAGGAAAAAACAUGUAAAGCUCUGUUGUAUUGAGAUACUUUGAGGUCAUUUAAAAAAAACAUUAGUUUACUUUUUUUUAAGAGGCCUCUUCUUCUCUGUUGUCAAUCUUCAGCUGCUGAUAGUUAUUGUUUUUAAUGUUUAUACUGUUAAAGAUUGUUACUCACAAUUUUUCAGAAGAAGAUCAGACAUUAUCUAUUGUCUUAGUUAUUAUUGGACCCUAAAUGGAGUUAAUCAGAAUCCUUUAUUAUUGCCAAGUACAUUUACUAAUACAUUGAUUUGGUGUUAUGGUGCAAAACGCUUAAACAGCAGUGCUCCUGCUGACAGGUAACUAGAAUACGAUUUAUAUAUAAAUGUAUAAUAGACUAAAGAAUACAAGUGUCAGUGAAGGAACUGAACAGUUGUGCAGGUAUGCACAUAAUUUACAGUACAGAUAUCUCAGUAUUAUUUCCACACAGUGUGCAAUGUAAGUUUAGUUACUUUAUUUAAAUUGCCAUUACCUGUUCUAUGUUUUCAGGGAAAAGUUUACAGUUCUAUCAGACCUUACAUCUUUUCAUGACAAGUGUGCAUCUAUGAGUGUUUUUUUUUUUACCGUGUUUGUGCUGGUUGUCUAACUGUAUUUUAAGAAAUUGUGACACAAGAGAUUACAUUGAUGUCUGCAUAUCCCUGUCACUUUAAAAAGACAAAACCAAAGACAUUGAAACUGCCUUAUAGAGUCAUACUGCCUCCAGACAAGCAUACCUUUCAAUUUUCAGAAUCUUUGUGCAUGCGUGUCAAAUUGUGUCUCCUGUGAAUUAUUAUCAACAUCUAAUGAAGAUCUAUUCUGUUUUUGUAUUCUGCUCAGCAUAUGAUUGGGCAGACUGAAACAUGGGGAAAUGUGUGUUUCAGUCGAACGUUAUUCCCAAUUUAUCUAUAUGAACAUUCAAAGCAUUGUCUCAGAUCAUCCUGAAAAAUGAAACAUACAAAUAUUGAUGUUCUGUAAAUGUGUUGAACAAAAUACUCUGGGAUGAAUUCAAAUUACGAUACAUUUAGCAUGUUCUUAUUUUUACAUCAUGUAAUAAAAAAUAAACUUUUGUAUUAUAUUUCUCUAUGA